CUCUCAGCCCGAGGUACACCCGACAAGUUGAGACCCACACCAUCCAAUGUAAACCAUCUCAAACCUCAAAACACCAAGUCCUCAAGAACCGACAUGUCGACAAUAUAACAAGAGUUAUCUCCAACAUGGACUCCCCAAUUGUGGCCCAAAUCUUCCGCCAACUCUUCCACCAUCGACCUCCAGGGUGUAAAGGUGUCAGAAACCUCGCCGGUCUUCGCAAUGGCCUUCGAACCACUAUCGUCAGUCAUCAGAGCCGCUUCUACGUUGCGGGACGGCCCUCCAGUGAUCGCGGAAUGAAGAAAAACGAGAGUCGAUGGCAGCAGCGCACGAAUAUUCUCCCCCAAGACCGAUCUGCCGAGUUUGCAGAGUACCCCUACAUAUCGAUUGACGAGCUCAAGCAACGAACCGAACGACCACGAAAGGUCAAGAUGCUGCUGAGAGACUUUAUUGACGGCAUGACACUCGAGUAUCCCUCUAGGAAUAGUAGAAUAACGUAGCUCUAGACAGUCUUUACAAUCCAUCAUAUGGAUACUUCUCCAAACAAGCCGUCAUCUUCAGCCCCGGCGAGCCAUUCGACUUCAAUUCAAUGCGCGAUGAAAUUGAGUUCCAGGCCGAGCUAGGUCGUCGCUACACCGAAUUCGAGGAUAUUCUCGAUGAGCGAGAAGGAGAGAACCCAACACGCCAGCUAUGGCAUACGCCUACUGAGCUCUUUCGCCCAUACUACGGCGAAGCCAUCGCCCGCUACCUCGUCACGAAUUAUCGUCUCACCACAUAUCCCUACCACGAUCUUCUGAUCUACGAAAUGGGCGCUGGUCGUGGAACACUCAUGCUCAAUAUCCUGGACUACAUCCGAGAAGUCGAUCCUCAAGUGUACGCCCGCACAAAGUUCAACAUCAUCGAGAUUUCCUCCACACUUGCUGCGCUGCAAAACAGACAUCUUCUCUCCACGGCUGCGUCUCGAGGCCACGCGGAUAAGGUCGAGAUUAUCAACCGUUCCAUCUUCGACUGGGACCAAUACGUGCCGUCGCCUUGUUUCUUUCUUGCCAUGGAGGUCUUCGAUAACUUCUCUCACGAUGGUAUUCGCUACGACGUUGCUACCGAGCAGCCCCUGCAAGGCCACGUGCUGAUCGAUGGUGACGGUGACUUUUACGAAUUCUACGCUCAUGAGUUGGAUCCUCUUGCUGCGCGAUACUUCCGUGUCAGACACGCUGCUACAGGGGGAAACUAUCCUAAACCGUACCCCAGCAACGCCGUUUUACGAUAUCUAUCCACCAAGAUGCCUUUUGCUGCCAAUCUUUCGGAUCCAGAAUUUAUCCCCACACGGCUGAUGCAGUUCUUCGACGUUCUUGAGAAGUACUUCCCAGGUCAUCGACUUGUGACUUCUGACUUUGACUGGUUACCUCAAGCUGUCAAGGGUAUGAAUGCACCUGUUGUCCAGACACGGUACCACAGAAAGAUGGUGCCCGUCACAACCCCCUUGGUUCAUCAAGGAUACUUCGAUAUUCUGUUCCCAACAGAUUUUCGCGUCACAGAGGCUAUCUACCGCGCUAUCACGGGCAAGUUGACUCGUGUUAUGUCGCAUGGUGAUUUCAUGCGCAAGUGGGCAUACGUUGAGGAUACCGAAACCCGAAGCGGAGAGAAUCCCUUGAUAUCAAACUAUCGCAACGCCAGCGUUCUUGUAACUGUAUAAAAUUAGCCCUGUAACAAAAGCCAAAGCAAAAGGCCAUGUAGAUAUACAUCCGGGUUGGGAAAAGAUACAGCAUAUACCCUCUCAUCAAACCAAUAUGCCAUCAAUGGUGUUCUUUAUUCAUCGUACUCUCUUAUGGCAAUGGUAAAUGGCCAUGCCUAUUUAAACGCUCUAUAUCCUUUCUUUUGUCUGACCAGAUCCCCGACAUUACUCCCAGGUGAAUGAACAAUCAUGAAUUCCCAUUGAGCAGAGUAGAAACACAGUUAUUUGUUCUUCAAAUUUUACAGCUUCAGCUUUUCGUUGAGCCACUUUGUCGCAGUCUCAACACCUUCGUCAAUGUUCUCAGGCUUAGUGCCCUGGCCUUGUCGUACAGGCU
Fusarium odoratissimum NRRL 54006 is the source of this 2063-nucleotide messenger RNA. RefSeq lists its product as uncharacterized. The coding region runs from base 587 to 1690 and encodes 367 amino acids. The transcript has 2 exons. Gene Ontology annotation, molecular function: protein-arginine omega-N symmetric methyltransferase activity. Gene Ontology annotation, cellular component: mitochondrion. The record is from RefSeq and is a predicted model, not a curated record. Lineage: Eukaryota; Fungi; Ascomycota; Sordariomycetes; Hypocreales; Nectriaceae.